AUGGAUUAGAAAUUUGAAAUGAACAAUGAUAUAGAAAUUAGAUACAAUGAAGAUCAUUGUUUAGAGGCUAGUUGUAUAGUGGAUAUAUAUGCAAAAUAGUUAGAAAUAGCAGGAGAAGAUUUUGUAAAGUUAAGUAAAUAGAAUCGAGUUUAAAGAAGGAGAUUGAGAAAAUAAAAUUAAUAAAUAUAUGUUGAUUGUAUUGUUUAAUUUAUAAUGGAUAUUGAAGAUGUUUUAGAUUAAGCAUUGAAAAGACUUUUAUAUUAAUUAGAUGUACCCAAAGAAAUAUUUGAAGAGAGUGUAUUAUUAAGAAUGGAUUAAGGAUAUUUUUAAUAAUUAUAUAUGUUGUAAGCAAGUGUUAAAUAAAAAAUAAAAGAGAAAAUUGAAUAUACUAAGAAAUUGAAUUUAAAAUAAACAAAAGACAUUAUUCAAUUUAAUGUACACAUUCUUAAAAACUUCCCUUAAGAAUAUCAUGUAAUAUUGCAUCGAAUUGUAUAUAUAAUAUGAUUAUAGAUAUAAGCAAUCAGAAUAUGUUAUGUUGGUUCCAACAAUUAUAAAUAUUAUAGUCCAAGAUUUAAUUUAUGGAAAGUUUGGUGUAGAAGAAGAGGAUUAAAUAGCUAGUCUUAAGAAUAUGUAAGGUGAUUAAGAAAUACAUAAUCUACUUAACAAAGUUGAAAUAGAAAUGAGUGGACUUCUGAAAGAAUAAGGAAUAAGAUUAAAUGAUAUUCCUGAAAGUUUAGAAAAUUUUGUUUGA
Messenger RNA from Paramecium sonneborni, 751 nucleotides. Lineage: Eukaryota; Ciliophora; Oligohymenophorea; Peniculida; Parameciidae. The record is from the annotation of a GenBank genome assembly.